Triplophysa rosa is the source of this 6010-nucleotide messenger RNA. RefSeq names its product KH and NYN domain containing (gene khnyn). Gene Ontology annotation, cellular component: nucleus; cytoplasmic ribonucleoprotein granule. Lineage: Eukaryota; Metazoa; Chordata; Actinopteri; Cypriniformes; Nemacheilidae. The record is from RefSeq and is a predicted model, not a curated record. Gene Ontology annotation, molecular function: RNA endonuclease activity; mRNA binding. Bases 267 to 2756 code for a protein of 829 amino acids. The transcript is spliced from 9 exons.
AUUACGGUAAACGGUCGACACGGAAAAAACUUUCCCUUUACUUUCAUUUUAUCAGCAAUGAUAACUUCACGAUCAGAACAGCGUUGAACAUCACUCUGAAGCCUCGGGCUCGAAUAUAAAUGAAGAGAAGCGAUUAUAAGCCGAUAUCAAGUGAAUGUGAAGUGAAUCUGUUUGUUAUUUUGCGCUCCGGAGUGUUUCAGACCGCGGAAGACGAAAACAGGGCGCGUGAGGAGUUCACGCGAUCGAUCAUGUGAGUUUGCUCCAUCAUGGCCCUCUCAGCUCUUACAGCAGAAGGCUUGAGACGUCAGUGGAUGGACGGCGAGACAGAAGAACCGCCGCUGGAGGAUGAGUUUACCUGCGCAGGGGUGUUGAGGGGGGCGCUGGGGUCCCUGCGGCCCACCCUUCAGCAGGUUUUUGGGGUGACGCUGAGUAUCGGAGGAGAAGACGCGUUCUCACAGGAUGGACAGAUGUGGCUGCGUCUGUGCGGAGCCGGCCGAGACGUGCAGGCAGCAAAGGUUUUUGUGAAAGGUGUUGUGAAUCAGGAGGCGCAGCAGGAGUUCCAGUUUCCUGAAGCUCUUUACUGCGUGUUCUGUGGCGCUCGAGGGCUGUUCAUGGAUUGCCUGAUUAAAAACACCUCAGCACAUUUAGUGGUUGGAUCUCCAAGCUGUCUCCUGAUCACAGGACUGGAGGAACCGGUUGUGAAAGCGUAUUCGUUCAUUACAGAUCUGAUAGAGAAGUACAAGAGCAGUCAGGGCCGGUGUUCUGAUCUUGGAUCUGUGAUCACGGGCGAGUCUUUGGAUUUACUUCAGCGCUUCAAGUCUCUGGUGGAAGGCCGAGAAGAUCGCCACACCGUCAGCCUGUUGGUGUUACCUGUGACUGUAAAAAAGGUUCUGCUGGACUUGGUGAAACAGUCUGGACGGGAUGAAAAGCCAGGCCGGGAAGAUCCGUCUCGAGCAGCGCCGAGGACUGACGACGAAGUGAUGCCGCAUAAACGUCCGGUCGACCAGAACCGAACGAUCGUGACACCUGUGAACACACGUUGCAAGCAGUCGGGUUCACACGGAUCUGUCCAUCACGGAGCAAACAGCACAGGAAGGACGAGCGAUGUCUCCAACGGUUUCGUUCCCGUCUCGCUGCGUAGAACUGGCUCGGAGAGUCUGGAGGAAACCGAACGAGAUGAUGAAUCUGGACACGGAGAUGAAUUCCAGCACCUUCUUAAGUUCUUCACCGCCAUGGGUUUUACAGAAGAGGUGGUUCAAAGGGUCCUGGCUCGCACCGGCCCAAAAGAAGCCUCGCAGCUUCUGGAUUUGAUUCAACAAGAACAAGACAAAAGUGGCCAGCGCAGAGGAAACACUGACACUCUGAGGAAAGACACGGAUGAGAGCGCUACAGAAGAAGAGAACGCCAAACCAGAUGAUUUUGUCCUGGGUGUGCUGAAGAAAGCAGCGGCCACCUGUGGAUACACAGAAGAGAAAGUUGAGCAGGUGUACAGCAGUCUGACUGAGCCGAACCCACGUCAGCUUCUCAUGGAGCUUCAGAGACCAGACAGAAGACCAGGCUGUGACACGACCGUGGAUCCACGGACCGGUGUGGAGGAGAAUGCCAAGACGUGGAGCGACGAUACGCUGCAACCUCUCGUUUCAGUCAGAGGUCCACCGCAAACAACAUACACCUCGAGACCCGGCCUCGAGAACUUAAAUGUACGCGAGGUCAGCCCCGACCAACGGCCAAUGAAUUCGCACCUCCGACCUGCUGGGUCGCACACCAAUCACAGCUUCCCAAAAGGACAGAAGAUCUCCGGCGUCCAGCGACAUGACACGCAGAGCAAACCGAGAGCGAGCCGAGCGCCGGCGGGAGCUUCAACCGGGGUGACGGGACGUCAGAGGUUCAUCGAGGGACUCAAGACGCAAUUCAGACCCCAGCUGUCGGACGACCCCGGUGAUGAGAAGCUGCGUCAGAUCAUCGUUGAUGGAAGCAACGUUGCUAUGAGUCAUGGUUUGGGGGUGUUCUUCUCGUGUCGAGGCAUCGCUCUGGCCGUGCAGCACUUCUGGGGAAGAGGCCAUCGCAAAAUCACAGUGUUCGUCCCUCGGUGGAGACAAAAGAAAGACUCAAAGAUUAAAGAGCAGCAUUACCUGACUGAACUGCAGGAUCUGGGUUUACUGUCGUUCACUCCGUCCAGAGAGGUGGAGGGCUGCAGGAUCAACUCGUACGAUGACAGGUUUAUGCUCCGCUUGGCUCAGCAGACGAAUGGUGUGAUCGUGACCAAUGACAACCUGAGAGAUCUUGUGGACGAAUCGCCGGCGUGGAGAGACAUCAUCAAGAGAAGUUUACUACAGUACGUGUUUGCUGGAGAUCUGUUCAUGUUACCCGAUGAUCCGAUGGGCCGUGGCGGACCUCAUCUCAAUGACUUCCUACAGACACACAACAGCAGUUUACCUCCUCCUGGAAGUCACUCGUUUGCUGGCGUGUCGUCGUCUCUCUCCUCUCCCUCUCCCGCCCCGCGUGCACACACUGAAGUGCUGCAGUAUCGAGACUGGACACCAGGAGGUCACGGCAGAGGUCAGGGGUCAGUCGGAGGUGAGGGGCGGGGUCACGGCGAGGAGGUAAGGACGGCCGAGGACACGCAGAAGCUUAGCCAGAGUUUGAUGCAGAUCUUUCCCGAGCAGGAGAGCAUCGUCCACAUGAUAUUACAGCGUCACCCGUCAAUCAAAGACAUCAACCGACUCACUAACUUCAUACUGGAACAACAGGAAUAAACAGACACACACACACGACCAGAAAAUAGUGAAAAACAUCCAUAUGUCAUCAGUCGGAACACUAAACAAGUACAGCAGUGGAGAAAUGUGAUGUCUUCACCCUUUAUUUCUAACAUGAUAUUAUUGAAGCUGUGUGUAAACUGUGGUUAACCAGGUUGAACUUUUUCCCAAAUAAUUCUAUCCAGAGUUGAGUGUUUUCUCCAUUUUCUACCGUACCAUACACCUCGUGAUAGGGCUGUCACAAUUAUUAAACGAUCGCCUCAUCGCAACUAUUGACAUAAUCGCAAUUAUUUCAGACAACCGCAAUGAUUGUAAAUCCUUAGAAAACAAGAGUGAUGUGCAGCAUUUUACAUCCACCGUCCUUGAUCUGCACUCACGGUUUCGUUCAAAGGACAUUUCUUCAUCGUUUGAGUUGAGUUUCGUAACAGGGAUCCUAUUCCUUUUAUUGGGCAAUUCUCCCGGAAAAGCACGCCCACGGCAAGGUGAAAGAAAGAGCACGCCCACGGCAAGGUGAAAGAAAGAGCACGCCCACGAGCCAACCGACGAGCGAUAGGAAGACCCGCUUACCAAGAUUGACUGCGUUACUCUUGCGAUAGACGCCUUUACUGUUAGUAAACAUUGUGACGCGUUUUUGUGGUCGGAGCUUAGCUGGAGGCAGAAAGAUCCCACUGACCGCAUUUCUAAUGCUAGGUAGCACGUUUUGUUUGCUUGCUUUUUGACAAAAUGAAAAAAUCGGAUUAAGUUUUAACAUUUAAGGUCACUCACUGUCUAGGAUUGCGAUUGUUUUUGAAAAAGUUCACUUUAACGCCAUGAACCUGGCCGACCUGUAUGCGCUCACUCAAUGGAUCCAGGGAUGAACUGAAAGGAUUACCUCCAGUUAAGUGGCCUGACAUCUACACCUAUUACACCUACCGGACAGAGAAACCAAGCGUGUAUAGUAAAGAUAACCUGAGAGCGUAUACAUCUAAAGAUGCCUGCGUGUACUAACAGUGGCAAACGUUAGCAAAUGCAUUUACUUGAACACAAACCUGACACAGAACAUGAGCCCUCCCCGAUAGCACAUGUACAUCUGGCAGACAUCUAUUUGAUGUCUGCAUUUACAUCUGGCCGAUCUGCCCUACAUCUCUUGAGACGUCAGAUGUCACGUAGACCUCUAGAAGAUGUCUGUAAGAUGUGUGUGAUUUACAAUGGAUGUACAACAGCUCUUUCUAAGAUGUUUAGCAGAUGUUUUUACACAGCAGAUGUUUUCCAGAUCUUUAGCAGACAUCUAACAGAUGUACCUGUGCUAUCACUGUUUCCUCUCCCUUUAUAUGAAUGCACUUGUGACUAAAGAAAAAGAGAUGACAAACACUUUCCUUUAUGUUUAGUUUCUGGCCGAUAGUUGCUAGUUGUAUAACUAACAAAGUUAGCGAGCAUACCCUAUGAGUUCAGAAGCUAACGCUAACUUAUGUGAAAAAUAACAUUGUUCCCCAGUUUCUGAUUUGGGCAUACAUAUUUUAUGACAUACCCAAAUCAUAAUCCACACCAACAAAAGACAGUCGCUUUCUAAUCUUCAGUGUUAUGAAGUGAAACGCGAGCAUGUUUGAUGAUCGUUUCGGUUCAGUCCGCUAGUUUUAUUGUGUUUAACUACAGCUGUCGUCCGUGUUUUUGUUUGGCAGUGGCAGCAGCUAUGUGUUAAAAUAUCAAAUUGGAGACUGUAUUCUGUGGAUUGUGGCACUAAACAACACAACAAGAUGAUAUUUUAAACUCCUUAUGUAGCCCAAUCUGUGCUGGUUUGUAUUGGCUGCCUCCAGCUUUCCCUGUGUCAGCGUGACGUCGGCGAGAAAGGGGUCUUUAGGGAGAGAAGUUGAGGUGUGUCUGUUUGUUCAGGGCAUUUCAGUGAUGGAUGUUAUAUAAACAGUACAUAUAACGCUGGAUUUGGAGAUGUUUGAAACUGAUAGAUGGUCCCAGUGCUAAAAGAUGCCGGUCAUGAACCGCACGCGGUAAGUCAAACUAAGUCAUACGUCUGUGUUUUGUUGGCAAUCGGCGCGUACGUGCGUAAUGUACACAACACGAAGGGAUUAAUGUGAUUAAGUGUUGUGUGCUCGUGCUGUAGUUUACAUUUACAUUUAGUCAUUUAGCAGACGCUUUUAUCCAAAGUGACUCACAGAGAGUUCAGGGAGCAAUAAGCGAUAUGUCAUACAGGAGCAAUAAUACAUUAGGUGCUUAUACAAAGUUACUGGUUUCAACAAAAGCCAGACCACUACCUGUUGAGAUGAAGAGAGAGGAAUAGUUCCGUCCCCCGGCACGCCUCCAGCAGCUCGUCUUUUUCCGGAAAUAAUCGUACAGCUGUAUCUGUCUUUUAUAAAUGUUAUCAAACGAAAUACUCUUCGAAGAUACACCGUAUGUGAUACUACUGUACAAGAUUAAUAUGAGAUUGGCAGAAACUGUGUGUUAGCCCAUCUUUAAAGCGAUUCCAGAUUUUCUGCAUUUAUAACAGCGAGACGACAUCAUCCUGAUAUCUCAGUGUUUUUAUUUUCUGUUAAGGUCACUCUAUAUUGAAUGUUAGUAGUUAUUUACAGAAUUUUCACAUUUUUAAUGUAUCUAUAUUUUAUUUAUUGACUAGAUUACUUGUAAUUAAUUUGGAUAAAAGCUUCUGCUAAAUGACUAAAUGUAAUUAAUCGUUAUAAUUGUCAAAGCCUUUAAACAGACAAUUAAUCGCAAUUAUUUAAUGGACAAUUAAUCGUCAGCCAAAUUUCAUGAUCGUGACAGCCCUACCGCAUGAUGGUUUAAUAUAAUCUGAAGGUGCUUUAAAAGCAAAUAGUGCAGAAAUAUCCCCUCUGGGCAUUGCUUUUGGUCACUGCUAUAUAUCCGAUGAAAUGUGACGUAUAUAUUUAAUGGUAAUGUAAUAAAUCACGAGGAACCUCUCAAAUAAUGACGAUCACUUCCUUUGAAUCGUCAAAGCUCUUUCUCUGUUAUCAUCCUUAACUUCAGCUUCUCUAAUAAAUCAAAUGGAUUUGUUCAUAUUACUCGCAUGCGGAUGAUUUUAGAUGAAUACAUCCUGAAUGGGAGACUACAGCUAAUAUUGUCAAGUGAUUUUUUUAUCUUAAACUGGUGUUUUCAUAUGAUUAAUAUUUUGUCAGCAAAACCGCUCCGCUGACAAAAUAUAAAGUUUAUGUACAUUCAACAAGCUUCAAAACAAUAAACGAUUCAGGUAACUGGAAGAUAUCUGUGUUGCGAGGUCAAAAGAAAGAUUCUGGAUGUUCAUUAAAUGU